UCGACCCGCCAUAUUGGUUUGAACCUCGGAGCGAGACGGUUGUGUUGGGGGCGCGUAAAAAGUGACAGGCAGUUAACGAUGAAUCAAAACUUUCAGAACUCUCCAGUUAUGUGUUUAAAUUUCACUAAAAGCUUAUUUAUUGUGUAGUGCGGAUACAAACAAGUUUUUUCAAGCUUCAUUUCAAGUUGCAAGCGUAAUAUCUUAGCCCAUCGAGGCUUCGGUGGGUUGAAAUGCAAGCAUUCCACGGCGUAUGUUGAACUUUAAGUUUUUUUUUCGGUGCCGCUUUUCAAUACGUUUCGAGUAUUUUAAAGCUUCGAACUUUUAUAAACUGCUUACUAAAAAAACUAUUUUUUCGCGCAGUGAUUUUGUUAUGGUGUUAAAAAAUACUAGUGACUUCAAAAGUUAGUUUCAUUGAAGCUGAUUACCGAAACAUACAAGGGUAAUCGCGCCAUUGGGAAUUCCAAGUUGGUUUUAAGUUUUCAACAAAGAAACAAAUCCAUUUGGGAGUCCGCUGCUAACUUUGGAAGAGUUACUGCACUGUCACAACAUCGAGAAGAUAUAUCUACUGGCGUGAACGAAGGCUUAUAGAGAUCGUGUGGCAGACACUUGUGUGAUGUGCAGGCUACACCACAUGGAAGUGCUAUUGGAAGUCACCUGAUCUCGAAGUGCCUGAGACCUGGUUGAGAGUUGAAGGAUGAAGUUCUCAACGGGGUCGAGUUCCAGCAGUCUCGCCAGCGACUCGCUGUCGAGGAAGUCGACUUUAUGCAUCUAUACAGAAGUGGAUGCCACCUUGCCACCGCCUGUCGAAAGAAUGGAUAGCAGCUCAGAGGCGAUGGAGCUAAGACGGGAGCUGGACGCGGUGAAAAGCGCGUUACAACAACAAUCGGAAUCCGUCUUGAAACAGAGACAUCAGUUAGUCGAAGCUAGUCAAGCACUCGCCGCGCGAGACAAAGAGGCUGUGCAGGAAAGGCGCCUCAGACAAGACCAGCUCGCGAUUGUCCUACGAUCGUUAGUUCUAUUAGAAUCCAGACUAAGCAGAGAACAAAAACAAAUCAACGUCUCACUGAAGCAAAAAGAAAAAAUAAUCAAAUCUCAACAGGAAGAAAUCGUCAAGUUAAAAGCCCGAAAGUCCUACUGUAGCAACUGCCAACAACUUCUCGGCUUCACAAGCGAACAGACCAACAUUGAAACAGAUCCAGAGUUUCAAAGCUUAGAGAGCACAGAUUCUAGAUUUCAAAAUAGCUUUGUACGAAGCUGUAGCUACCGAGAGAGAAAAGCCCCACCGGCAUUCCAAAAGAAUACUAGGUUAAGUAAAAGCUUUCAAUUGCCCAAGAACGACAUCGUUUAUGGAAAUUCAAGUUCUAGCGAAGAAGGAAAUACAGCUAGCGUCAGCAGCAAAGGGACCUUCAUUAAAAAUAAACAAGCCUUUGUCAGACGGGACGUAUUUAGGAGAUCUAGAAAAUAUUCCGGAAGAAAGAAUAAUGGGAAGAACAAUGAAAAUCUUCAAAAGAAUGUUUACAACAACCAAAUGAAUAGCAGUAGCGCAGAAGAAUGUGUCAGUUUGCCUUUUCAAAUUAAUCACGAUGAUGCCGAUGCUACUGCUAACCAAAUAGCAAAUGACAUAAGAAGAGCAUCACUCAAAAUAGAUCAGCUGAUUGGGGAAGCUGCUAAGAAAGAAUCUGAAAAUACUCAAAGUGACUCAGAUAAAACGUAUUCAACGAAAAUGGAAAGGAUCCACGGGAUUAAAAGACAAGCAUCAGAUGAAAUAAAAGCCAACAGGCAAAUCUUUCUUAGUAAAGUAUUAAGUGACGAUGGUGAAGAAAAGCCGUGGUACUGCAAUGUUAGCGACCCAGAACAAGAAAUCGACUGUCUAGACCAAAGAGUGUCGCUUAAUAACGUGCAAUCUAAAUCCACCGAUGAUAUUUUAAUGGCCGGUCUUAACGCUGGAAUUCUUCACGCCGAAGUUAUAUCAGCAAAAAAUGAAGUCCUUUGCAACAACGUACUUAAAAAUAGUAUUACUCACAAAUUCGGUUCCAGUUUCGAUGACAAAAAUAAUAACAUACACGAUAAGGACAUAGCUGCUGCGGAAGUAAGUGAAAAUUGGUAUGCUAGUACGAGCGAUGCCGAUGAUACACCACCUAAUGAAAUAUACAAAAAUAAUCCAGUAUUGGAAUGUGUUAAUCAGAUAUUGCUUCAAAAUUCUCUAGAUGACAGCAGCAACGAUAAUUCUAAGUCAAGCGAAACACCAAGUCCGAGUCCCAAAGCAUCAACAAAACGUGUCCAAUUUUCUACAUUAAACAGCAUCUCAUAUGAUGAUAAGAUUCGAGCUAAUAUAGGAAAUAAUCAUACACUACCAAGAUCCGACAAACGAGCUAAUAAAAUAGUCAAAUUCAGUCUAGAAACCGCUUCAGAACAUAGCUACGAGGUGCCAAACACUGCACAAGGCUUUCAAUAUGAGAUACAAAGCAUUUAUAGCAAUGAAUAUGAACCUAUUAUCACCAAGAAUGCAGAGCAAAAGCCUGCGCCGGUGCCAAAAAUGGCCCCGACUACUGAGAAAUCAGCUGUUCCUAAAAUAAGAGGCUCUAUAGUUAAAAAUAUUGCUGCAAAUAUAGAAAGCCGCAAUCUUAUGUUUACAAUGGAUGCAAAACCUGAUACCAAUCUUGGUUCUAUGAAAAUAUUUAAUAAAAGAAAAGUGCCACGAACUCCUCCUGCACUGCCGCCUAAACCAAAGAAUUUGUCAGCAAAAUGGAAAGCUGAGAACUCUGUCAGACCAGCGACAGAGCCUUUAGACUCUGACGCCGUUGCGGCUAAUCAACGGGUUGCAGAUGUUAAGAUGAGAAGCGUGGGACAAGUGGCCACUGUAAAACAUGUUGAACCGGACUACUGCUCCAUUUCAGAGAUAAAUGUUCCAGUAGUCAGUAAUGGUAAAAGGGAAUUACUACUAACGCAGCCAACAGUUGAGAUUCACAAUGAACAGUACCCAAUCCAUACAUCAAUGCAAAGGAAUAGUGUGGCUAAGGUGGUAUCCUUGCCUAGAAUACAAAACAAAAUAAGUGACAAAGACAUUCCAAAACUUCCACACGUCACUGAAAUCAUUAUUCCCGACGAAGACGAGAAGCCGAAUGAAGAACACCGUCCAUUUAAUCAAACAACUGAAAGUUACUUGGCUAAUUUUAGCAUGCAUGUCUUACAACCGAAACUGGAUCCUAGAGGUUCAAUCCAAAUGGGAAAUACUGUAUCUUCAAUUCUCUCAGAGAUUAAUAAAGGUGCUAAGACCGGUGGUAAACAGAUAAAUUUAACGGAGUUGGAUAACCAAUUCAAUCAAGCACCUGGUAAAACUAAUGCAGAGCCACGCAAAGCAGAAUAUUUAGAUGAUAUAGACAAGUUUGAUUUGUCUCAAGACUUCGAGGAAUUUAAAAUAGAUGACGAACUAGGGAGUAUAGUAGCAGAGGAAUAUCGCAUAAGCUCUGAGGGCAGUGACGGCUCUAUUUCUGACGUAGUGACCGAAAAUCCGACCAUCGUACCUGAAAAAAACGAUCAACUUAAUACAGCAAAAAACGGUAAUAACAAUGAGAACAUUGAAACAUUUCAUGAGUGUAACGAAAGUGAAAAAAAUGUGAACAAAGGGCUAGCAAAGAACGCAAAGCUAUCCAAUAAGCCGGAUCUCCUAUCGAAUAUAGAAAAUGUUGAGACUGAAUCAGUUAGGAAUUCUGAUAUUGAGUCGAGUAACUCCUCUGGCAGUAAUAGUGGUUCAUACAAUACAGUCAAAUGUGAACCGAGAAUGAUUCUGAAUAAUAAUGCUGAUGCUAAUUUGAAGAGGACUAAGGGCACUUUCGAUUUCUUCCUGGAGACAUCUGGCCUGAGUUCCAAGUCUAUAUUCUCGCCUAGCAAGAACUACCUUGGUCUGAGGCCUCCUAGUGCCAAUCAUAAAAAUGUUCUGAAACCCAAGGACAUCAAAAUGAGAGUUAAAAAUCCCAUCGCAACGAACAAAAUCAACGAAAAAUCUAUGACGACAGCAAUUAAAUAUUUUGAGCCUUAUGUAUAACAUAAUAAAUUAAUACUAUUGUAUUAUGUACCAAUUAUUAUCAUAAUUUUUUUAUAAAUUUUAAUUAUUUAUUGUAAAAAAACGAACUUGCCUGCAUAAUAUUAACUAUAUUUAUGUUAAAAUGUGUGCUGUAAAUAUUUUUAAUUAUACUUAGUUAUUACACAAUUUAUGAAAUAUACAAUAUUAUCGAAAUUAUA
Molecule: messenger RNA, 4242 nt
Organism: Maniola jurtina (meadow brown)
Lineage: Eukaryota; Metazoa; Arthropoda; Insecta; Lepidoptera; Nymphalidae
Exons: 3
Coding region: 695-4045 (1116 amino acids)
Source: RefSeq, a predicted model, not a curated record